Penaeus monodon (black tiger shrimp) is the source of this 987-nucleotide messenger RNA. Its product is annotated as translin-associated factor X-interacting protein 1-like. The record is from RefSeq and is a predicted model, not a curated record. Lineage: Eukaryota; Metazoa; Arthropoda; Malacostraca; Decapoda; Penaeidae. Bases 1 to 987 code for a protein of 328 amino acids. The transcript has 8 exons.
AUGACAAGGGAUUGCGUCAGCAUAGGUACCAGAAGGUGUUAUACUGAGCGCGUCAUUCUGACUUUGAGAACUAUCAAAUUUACAGCGCGCUCGAGGCUGAGCGACAGCGAGAGGUGCAAACCGCGUCCGGUGCUCAGGCUGGAGGAUCGUCUACGUCACUCCCUCGUCACGUCCCUCUGCUUGCGAGAGAGGUCUGGGCUGCCCUUGAACAACGCCUGUGAUGAUCCUCAUGAGGACAGCACAGAGGAAAGCGCACAAAGGGUCGUCGAGGAAACACUAGCACAGCUUAUCCAGAUGGUGAGACCGUACCACGACCUUCUGGCUCUGUUGCACCACGGGUAUCACCAUCUGCUUAGCCGCCUGAACGCACGGAUCAAGAGGCUUCUGCUUAGUGAGGUCAGGUCAGCGACUUUUCCACAGAGCAUGGCGGGUCACGGGAUGUGCGGAGGGAAAGACGGAAAAAGCUGUCUCGACCUUCGCAUUCAUCACCAAGACCUCCAGCAGCGUCAGCAGGACCUUCUGCAGGAGGUGGCAUCGCUGAGGCAUGACUUGGCAAAGGCAGAGGCAGACUUGACAAAAGAACUGCGACGAGCGGAAGACGCAAAGGACGAGAAAAAUAAAAUGGAGAUCUUGCUUCUCGAGGCUCGAGUAGAAGCUGGAGGAUUGCGAAGGAAGCUGGAAAGGUAUACUCAGGAAGGAGAAGCAGCCGACCCCCAACUCCUGGCCAUCGCUCUCAAGAAAUGCCGGGAGGAAGUGAGUGCCCGAGGCCGUCGAGUGGAGGAGAUGGAGCGCCAGUACCGGGAGGUCGUGCCGCGAGCUGACUUCGAGAGACAGCAGCGGCGUCUGGCCAGCGUCACCGCCACGCACCAGCAGCUCGUCCUCGUGCACGACAUGCUCAAGGAACAGCACGAAACCCUUCUUAGUUUAUGUCCACUCGUACUCAUUUACCUACAUAGAACUUCGUAUACUGCAAAUACUUUCAUCUAA